Aureococcus anophagefferens is the source of this 804-nucleotide messenger RNA. RefSeq lists its product as hypothetical. Gene Ontology annotation, biological process: trehalose biosynthetic process. Lineage: Eukaryota; Pelagophyceae; Pelagomonadales; Pelagomonadaceae. Gene Ontology annotation, cellular component: cytosol. The annotation marks the transcript as partial. The transcript has 2 exons. The record is from RefSeq and is a predicted model, not a curated record. Gene Ontology annotation, molecular function: catalytic activity.
CUCAAGUCGGCCUACGCGAAGGCGAAGCGGCGCCUCCUGCUCCUCGACUUCGGCGGCACCUUGGUGCCCAAGGGCGACUACAUCACCAAGGUCCUCAAGACGCAGCAGAUCGGCGCCCUCGAGGCCCUGUCCAACGACCCGAGGACGACGGUCUACGUCGUCUCGGGCGCGACGAUGCACGCGCUCCACGCGCUCCUCGGCUGCUACCCGAAGCUCGGCCUCGCGGCGGCGAACGGGUUGUGCACGACGAAGCCGUCGCUCAAGACCUACGAGACGACGCGCCGCUGCGGCGUCGCCGACUACGGCACGGACUGGGACGCCGUGAAGGCCGCGGCGCUGCCGAUCCUCCGCCGCCACGCGGCCCGGACGAACGGGUCGUCCGUGCUGAGCCGCGACCCGGGCGUCGCCUGGUCCUACUACCGCGCGGACCCGGAGUGGGGGCGCAUCCAGGCCGUCCAGCUCAUCGGCGACCUCGAGGCCGUGCUCAAGCCCUACGACGUCUCGGUCGUGCACCUGGACGGCAUGAUCGAGGUCGUGCCGGGCCGCAUGCACAAGGGCAACGUCGUCAAGCACAUCCUCAACACGCUCGACGAGCCGCCGGACUUCCUCUUCGCCUGCGGCGACUCGAAGACGGACGAGAAGAUGUUCUCCUCCGUCUACUCGCACCUCGCGGACGCGCCGACGGCCGAGCACAACCAGGCCUACACGGUCACGGUCGGCAAGAAGGCGUCCAAGGCCCUCUUCUACCUCAACGACCACGCCCACGUCAUCGACGCCCUCGCCAAGCUCGCGAGCGCGUGCGAG